AUGAAGGAUCAUAAAUUGAAUUUUUUAUAUAAUAAGAGAAAGGGCGUCCCUCUAUUACGAGGAAGAAUAUACAUCCUAAAUUUGUUUAUGUUGCCCCUCUUCUACUUUAAAUACCUGAAAUUGAGACCUGACUAUUUGUCUAGGCUUAGCAUAUAUAUAUAUCUCCUCGGAAUUCUACUGCAUACCGUGGCUUGCGUAGUUUUUCACGCAAGUUCAGGAAACACGUUUUACAGAUCAGUUUUGAGAAGAAUCGACUACGGAGCAAUUUUUUUGAUAAACAUAACCAACGCAUUUCCCGCGUUUGUACACUUCAUCGAAAAGGAUAAGCACGUUAUCAUGCUAGUCUUCCACUUGUUAAUUAACUUCUACGGUAAGAUAGGGCCUCAUGACGUAUUUUUAGGAAUGUUUGCGUGUUUGCUGAUGAAUUUUAUAUUCACAGAAAAGUCGCUGAGAAUAUUUCUGUUUUGGAUAUCGCACAGCAUCUGCAACUUCGUGCCUUACAAGUUCUACAUGUAUAAAAUGCACAUGGCACUGUUUUACUAUGUUUUCGGAUACAUCAUGGUAGCAACAGGAGUGUUGGUGUACUACCUGGAGAAGCCAAACUUUUUCAAGGGAAUGUUUGAGUUCCACGAGCUCUCGCACCUCCUCUACACACUCUCCUCAAUAUGUAUCUUCAUGUGGAACGGAAUAGGAAUGGGACUGAUGGAUAAAAAAAUAGAGUACCUGAACCAGUAA
Theileria orientalis strain Shintoku is the source of this 735-nucleotide messenger RNA. RefSeq lists its product as hypothetical. The transcript is spliced from 2 exons. The record is from RefSeq and is a predicted model, not a curated record. NCBI's taxonomy places the organism in Eukaryota, Apicomplexa, Aconoidasida, Piroplasmida, Theileriidae. Bases 1 to 735 code for a protein of 244 amino acids.